Messenger RNA from Myzus persicae (green peach aphid), 1499 nucleotides. Its product is annotated as papain inhibitor-like. The coding region runs from base 607 to 1140 and encodes 177 amino acids. The transcript has 2 exons. NCBI's taxonomy places the organism in Eukaryota, Metazoa, Arthropoda, Insecta, Hemiptera, Aphididae. The record is from RefSeq and is a predicted model, not a curated record.
UGUUAACCUUAUACAAACAAAUAGUUAUCGGGUUACCGAAUAAUUAUUCAAUAAUGUUAUUAUACAAUCUAUAAAUCAGUGUUUAAAUCCAUAAUUAUUAAUAAUUAUCAUUCUAUGACUGAGCAGUGGGAAAGCCCACCAUAUCAUAAGUGUUGUACGUCCGCGUCAUCGACCGACACCGACGACUUCGGUAUUCACCGGUCUAUAACUUGGAAUUUGGAUAUUAAUUAUUUGCAAGGUAGAUAAAAUAUCAUAUCCACCUUGAUUUUGUGCUUGUUAAAUUGUUGACGAGUAGCUGGUAAUUUCGAGAAACAUUAAUGAUUUAUAUUAAUUAUGGUAAAUCCCUAUUUCGUAUUUCCUCAAUAAUAAUAUGGACCAAGCACAUUAAAAAUAUUUUAUUAGUAUCAACUAAUAUAAAUAAAAGUUAUUAUACAAGAAGAUCAUACUCAGUUAUACUCUGUUAAAAACGUACAAUUUUAUCUAACUACCUAGUCACUAAAUUCAGUUUUGGCUAUAUUCAUUGUCACUUGUCAGUUGUCAUAGACGUACUUUUGGAUUUUAACGAGUGAUUCUGGAGUUUAGGUACCUACGUUUUAACGAGAAAAUAUGAACCGCGGAUUCGUAUUUUGCCCGCCAUCGGUGGUCGUUAUUCUCGUGCUGUCCGUCGCCGUGCAUCACGCGUGCGGAGAGUGCUGGGACACGGGUUGCCAAUCGGAAUCGUGGCUGGUCAAGGGCUGCGAGGAGUACGGCAUGAAGGAGAUAAAGCGCAAACCAUGCAGCGGUGGCCACGUGUAUUCAUGCUGUCACCGACAUAACUCGAGCUCGGAGAAACUAAGCAAAAUCGGAGACCUCACCUAUUACAACUUGGGGUUGACGGCGUGCGGCCAAGUGUACACCAACGACGACAUGGUUGCGGCGAUAGCUUUCGGUCAUUUCAAGACGCCGAAUCCCAAUUUUGAUCCCAUGUGCGGAAGACGGGUGAAAAUAGUCGACCCCGUGUCGGCGAAAUCGAUCAUUGUGACGGUGAGAGACAAAUGCGAAGGCUGCAAGACGAAUGAUAUAGACGUGUCUCCGUCUGCGUUUGAAAAAUUGAAACCGAAAAUUGUUGGCAGAUUCAAAGUCUCUUGGGAUUUUAUUUGAUACGCGUAUUAUUAUGUCCCAUUUACGGUUUAACCGUUUAUCGUGCGGACUAUACCUAACUUAUGUAUUUUGCGCCGAAGUACCUCACCGGAGGCUUCUUCACUCACAUCAUCCAAGAUUGAAGCCACACUUAUAUAAAAUAUCCAUUAUGCUUAUUGUACUUGAAUGUGUAUAGAUUGUAUAAUUGUCUAAAUUAAAAAUAAAAUUUUUUUUUUUUCACAAGUGCGUAUGUAGUGCAGUAAAAUGUACCUACACAUAUAAAUGAUAUCUAGUAUCUACCAAUAGUAUGUUUUUUGUAACUGUAAUACCUACAUAAUUAUUGCUGUAUACAAUAUGAAAUUAUUCAACUUUAUAAUAAA